Messenger RNA from Aspergillus viridinutans, 453 nucleotides. RefSeq lists its product as uncharacterized. Lineage: Eukaryota; Fungi; Ascomycota; Eurotiomycetes; Eurotiales; Aspergillaceae. Bases 1 to 453 code for a protein of 150 amino acids. The record is from RefSeq and is a predicted model, not a curated record. The transcript is spliced from 2 exons.
AUGGGACCUUAUGUUCAAGAAUCCGCUGGCACCGAUUCAGUCUCUAAGGCUAACCUCCAGUCUAAGAGGGCGGUGCUCAACCACGACCAGGUUCCAAAGCCCGUGGCGGACGACUUCAUGUACGACUUCAGGUACAACCACAGUCUCCCCACUACCGACAUCUUAGGCGUUGAGAUCCCCACCGACUGCGAUGCUCAAAAGGAGGCCGAGGGCAUCGUAUCCCGUCUCUCUACAGCCACAUCAAAGGGAGAUGCGCAAGCUUUCGCUGGGCUGUUCCUCGAUUAUGGCGUGUGGCGUGACAAGCUCUCAUUCACCUGGGACUUCCGCACAUUUAACUUCAGAGAGGCCAUCUUAAAGGCCGCUACCGACCUUUUGCCUCAAACCAAGGCUAGAAAUUUCGAAUUUCUCGAGCUUGCGCCUUCGGUGUCUCGCCCUUACCCUGACUUCUCUUAG